Messenger RNA from Vicia villosa (hairy vetch), 1047 nucleotides. RefSeq lists its product as uncharacterized. The transcript has 4 exons. Gene Ontology annotation, molecular function: nucleic acid binding; zinc ion binding. Bases 1 to 1047 code for a protein of 348 amino acids. Lineage: Eukaryota; Viridiplantae; Streptophyta; Magnoliopsida; Fabales; Fabaceae. The record is from RefSeq and is a predicted model, not a curated record.
AUGGAUUGCACUCCUGCUCAGAAGGUCAGAUAUGGCACUCAUAUGCUGGCUAAGGAAGCUGAUGAUUGGUGGUUGGAGACGCUUGCUAGGUUGGAGUUUUCAGGUGAGGAAGUCACUUGGAAUGUGUUCCGUAGGGAAUUGUUAAGGAAGUACUAUCCUGAAGAUGUUCGGGGUAAGAAAGAGAUAGAAUUCCUAGAGUUGACGCAAGGGCACAAGUCUGUGACCGAGUAUGCUGCCAAGUUCACUGAGUUGAUUAAGUUCUAUCCUCACUUUGAUGGCGAAGGUGCUGAAUUUUCUAAGUGCAUCAAGUUUCAGAAUGGGUUACGCUCGGAGAUUAAGAAGGCUGUUGGGUACCAAAAUAUCCGUUUGUUUUCUGAUUUGGUUGACAUUUGUAGGAUCUUUGAGGAAGAUAGUAAUGCUCAUCACAAGAUGGUUAGUGAUAGAAGGGGCAAGAAUCAACAAAUCCGUGGUAAACCGUAUGAUGCUGGUAAAGGGAAACAAAGAGUUACUCAUGGUCAGAGGUCUAGUGGGGGAGAUGCUCCUACUAGGAUUGUAUGUUUCAAGUGUGGUCAACCUGGUCAUAAGAGCAAUGCUUGUACUGCUGAUGCGAGGAAGUGUUUCAGAUGUGGUAAGAUGGGACAUGCAAUGUCUGAUUGCAAGCAUAAGGACAUGGUAUGUUUCACGUGUGGCAAAGAGGGACACAUUGGUAGCCAGUGUCCAAAAAAGAAGGCACAAUCUGGUGGAAAGGUGUUUGCUUUAGCUGGGACUCCUACAGCUAGUGGAGACCGACUCAUCAGAGCUGAGUUGUCUGAAUUGAAAAAGCAAUUAGAAGAGUUGCUUGAGAAAAAGUUUGUAAGACCAAGUGUAUUACCGUGGGGAGCUCUUGUGUUGCUAAUUGACGAUGUGCAAGUGCGUGAUAAUCUCACAGUGGAGACGAUGCCGGUGCAAAUUGUGGAUCGCGAGAUGAAGGUUCUAAGAGGCAAGGAGAUUGCAUUGGUGAAAGUUGUUUGGUUAGGAGCUGCUGGAGAAAAAGUAAGAGAGAAGUAG